CGACAUAUGGCGAUGUGGCGUUGCGGAAUUAAAAGCGUGAUACCUGCUAGUAAAAUGGAAAAGACAGUGUAAUUAUAAGAAUUUGAUUAAAAUAAAGGCAAAUGAAUUCAAUAUUAUUACGACUCAAUAUAAACGUAAUUAUUCGAUGCAUGAACGUUAAUUUAAAUGCUAACGCAGCUGCCUGCUGCAUGCGGUAAACAGGUGCAUCACAGAGUAAGCGAUGUCGACAGCCUGCCUACGGUGUUUGAAGUUGAGUGUGUUUGCUCUAAACCUCAUAAUAUGGUUUGUGGGCGUCAUUGGGGUAUGCCUGGCUGGGUUUUACCUCUACCUCAUCACAAAAGUCGACACCGAUGACAGGCCGGACCUGUGGCUGGCCGGCGCCAGCUUCGCCGACGCAGAGAAGAUGCUGCUUCAGGCGCGCGUCGUCAUGUGCGUCGUUGCCCUUGUUACCGGUUCCCUGGUGAUUGUCAUCGGCCUGAUGGGAUGCUGUGGAGCCGCAGCAGACCACCGGUGCCUGCUGGUGACUUAUGCCGGCCUCCUGGGAGUCGCCCUGGCCGUACAAAUUGUCGUCAUCGGGAUCAUCGUCUGGCAGAAGGACCAGGCACCGGCAGUCGUCGAGGAGCUCGUCUUGACAAAGAUAAAAUACUCUGAGGACUACCAAGGAGAUGACUGGAAGGCCAUUCACGCCAUUCAGCGAAAACUCAAGUGCUGCGGCGUCAACUCCUACAUGGACUACGUCAAAGUGAACCACUCGAUACCAAUAUCCUGCUGCAACUCACCGCUCAUCACCCAGGAAGACUACAUGGAGUGCAACAGGUCGACCGUGCACCCUCACGUCAUCACCAACAUCACCAUGAUCUUCUCCCGCGGCUGCAGCGACGCCAUCCGCGGCGUCAUCUCGGGCUACGCCAUCUUCGGCUACACGGUGAUCGCCGUCCUGAUCGGCCUCCAGGUGGUCGGCUUCAUCUUCAGCUGCGUCAUCAUCCGCAGUCUGGCGUCGGCCGCCGCGACCGACGCCUCCAAGACGGCCCAGGAGCGCGCCCGCUCGGCCAGCUAUGCGCCCACGGCCACCGACUCGAUCCAGCAGUACCAGGUGGUGCCCCCGGCUUACGAGAACCCCAGCCGACACUCGAGCAUGGGCGGCGGCAGCGGCCUGGCGCGCUGAGCGCGGCGUGGGGAGUGACGGGGACGGUGGCAUGGUGGUGGUGACAGAAGAACAACAUGGAGGCAGUGAACAGCAGACUGCAGAGGGCCUUGAAGAGAUAGGGACUGACACAGUGGUAGAGGCUGACGAACGGGAUCGUCACGCCUCACGGUGGAGACGAGUGACGCAGGCUCAUCACAACGGUUAUAGGGAGUGACAGGAACCUUCAUAGCGAUCCCGGGUGGCGAAUGACAUGUGACCCUCACAGCGGUAUGAGUGACAUGGGGUCGAUAAAGCGUUACGGCUAGUGACGCACUGGUGCACUAGCAGGGAGACGUCCCCAUAACUAGCGGCGGUCGGUCGGUGAAGGGGUGGCGCCAUGACUUUGACGACUGGCACGAAUGCUAUUGGAGUGUUAUAGCGGAGGAGUGUGGGCUGUUGACGCUGUGUCAGCAGACCAGCGUCAACGGGGACGGGGAAUCGGUGAAGAAGUGGUACGAGAUAUUCUUCGCAAUAUGUGCCGCACAUAAAUUGCACGGCGAGUUAUAGAGCGUGGCAUUAUUAUCAUGUAACAUUGGCUCACAUCAUUUCACUUGGACGUCCAAAGUAUUGUUAAAUACGAAUGAUACAUCAAUCA
Messenger RNA from Amphibalanus amphitrite, 1781 nucleotides. Its product is annotated as tetraspanin-3-like. The record is from RefSeq and is a predicted model, not a curated record. NCBI's taxonomy places the organism in Eukaryota, Metazoa, Arthropoda, Thecostraca, Balanomorpha, Balanidae. The transcript has a single exon. The coding region runs from base 221 to 1165 and encodes 314 amino acids. Gene Ontology annotation, cellular component: membrane.